Molecule: messenger RNA, 1251 nt
Organism: Aspergillus luchuensis
Lineage: Eukaryota; Fungi; Ascomycota; Eurotiomycetes; Eurotiales; Aspergillaceae
Exons: 5
Coding region: 1-1251 (416 amino acids)
Source: RefSeq, a predicted model, not a curated record
AUGUCAUACUACGAGCCUCAGGGUUGGCAGGCACCGGCCGCGCGCCAGGCCUCUUGGGAGCAACCUGCUCCCCCAUCACGGUCAGGAUCGAGCUCCGUUUCCCAGCGUGACGAAAUCCCGGCGUUUUCUUCUCAGUUUGAUGAGGUCGACCGUGCUAUCGAUAACCUCGUCAAGAGUGGAAAGCUGUGGGCUGCACCCCGGAGGGAUUCUAUGCCCAUGAUGAUGGGCCGUCCCUACCCCGACUACGAUCCCCGCAUGGUCAACUCCAUGAGCCAGCGUCAUCACUCGAUCAGCGAGUUCGAUUCCCGGAUGCAUCCCAGUCCCAAUGUCCAGGGCUUCUAUGCCUCUCAGCGUUUCCAGGGUCGCCCCAAUGAAGUAGAGCAAAUGAUGCAAGCGAAGCGUCGGAUGGCAGCACAGCGUGAGAGGGAGCUCCGCAACUAUCACCAGGAGCAACAGUACAACCGAAGCCUGCUUGCCGAAAUGUCUGGAAACAAGUCCGAUCGCUCCCUCAGCCCGGCCGCCAUGAGCGAAGAAAGCCGCCGGGAACUACUCGCUCGUCAGCAUAGGGCUUUAUACGGCAACGACAGCCCUGCCUUCUUCCCUCCCACCGGUCUCGCCGACGACGGUACACGUUCCGAAAGCCAGGCAGGUGGCACGCCGACUUCCUCGACCGGCGUCCGUGGUGCCUCUCCCCGCAACGUUGAUCCGUUCGGUCUCGCACAAACCCCCGUUCAGGGUGGCGCAGACAGUAUCGGUCAGGCGGCCGCCGGCGCUGCCUCCUUGCAGUCGCCUUCUCGUGCCAACAGCACCUCCUCCCCCAGCUCUGCCAUCAACCCUGUUUUUGGCAAAUACGACGGUGCCGACCAGCCUGUAACCUCGACUUCGUCUCCCGGCGGUGCUGAUUCUCCUUCGUCGAGACAAGCUCCUUCCAAGUCCAUGGCUGGGCCGAUUGGCUCCGUUGGCCCCAUCGGAACCCGUCCUCUGCCCCAGCCUCAUGCGGGACAGGUCUCCAACCCAGCGCUGAACAAGCGCUCCACGACUCCCCUGCCUUCUCCCUUGGGAUUCGGUUUCACUGCGGGCGAUGGCGCCUCGGAUCGGUCUGUUCCCUCCGUGUCGACCGCACCCUCUGCUGCGGCUGCGACCGCUGGUGUCAAGGAUACAUCGGGUGGAGUUGGCCUUGGCUGGGGCAACGGCAGCGGUGUCUGGGGUUCCAAGAACGGUCUCGGAGUUCAGGCAUCGGUCUGGGGUUGA